AAAUAUAGAAGAAAAUAAUGUUAAGUAAUUUUCAUAAAUUAAACUUAAGACAAUUAAGUUUACUCGGGCGUGCAUUUAACAAUGUAGAGGCCCAUUACAGUACACAACCGAAUUAUCAAAAUAUUUUCGAUAGGAAUUCUAAAAGGCUACAAAAGGAAAGAGCUGCAAAAAGUGACGAUGUCGAGUUGUAUGAUUACCUCAAAGAGGAGGUCGGUUACAGAGUGGCCGACCGAGUAUUUGAUAUAAAAAGGGAAUUUGAUAAUGCAGCAGAUUUAGGUUGCAACCGCGGUUUCUUAUCUCGUCACAUUUUGGCAGAGAGUGUAAAACAUUUAACACUAUGUGAUAUCAGUCCAACUAUGCUUGCUCAGGCAAAAGGAACGCCUGGUUUACAAAUUACAAAAAUGGAAUUAGAUGAAGAACAAUGGAACUUCCCGGAAAAUUCCUUGGAUUUAGUAAUUUCUUCUUUAAGUCUUCAUUGGGUCAACGAUUUGCCAGGCUGUUUUAGUAAAGUUAUAAAGAGUUUAAAACCUGAUGGAGUAUUUAUUGCUUCAAUGUUUGGAGGGGAUACUCUUUAUGAAUUGAGAUCUUCAUUACAACUGGCUGAGUUAGAAAGAAAAGGUGGAAUAGCUCCUCAUAUAUCACCCUUUACUCAGAUACGAGAUAUUGGUUCAUUGCUUAAUCGCGCAGGUUAUACCAUGCUAACCAUAGACACUGAUGAGAUUGUCAUAGGGUAUCCUACUAUGUUUGAACUUAUGUGGGACCUUAAGGGUAUGGCAGAAAAUAAUGCAGCGUUUAACAGACCAAUACACUUAAGUAGAGACACCAUGAUGGCUGCCAGUGCCAUCUACAAGGAAAUGUACCAAACGGACAAUGGCGUUCCAGCCACAUUUCAGAUCAUUUAUUUUGUCGGUUGGAAACCGGGACCUAACCAACCGACUCCACUUCCAAGAGGCUCUAGUGAUGUAUCAUUAAAGGAUCUGGGUAAAAUGAUAGAAAAUAGUGGAAAUAAAACAACAAAAAAAUCACGUCAAUAGCGAAAAAGAUUUAAACAAGACUGUUGGAAAUAAAAUAACAUACCUUUUUUUCUUGGAUGCUUAACUUAAAUACAACAGUUUUCAUGAUUAAAUACAAAAAUGUGGUUCUUGUACUUCGCGUGUCAAGUUGACACUGUCAUCAUCAAAAAAAAAAAAAAAUUUUUUUUAUUGUAUAGG
This is a messenger RNA of Lucilia sericata (common green bottle fly), 1211 nucleotides long. RefSeq names its product arginine-hydroxylase NDUFAF5, mitochondrial. Gene Ontology annotation, cellular component: mitochondrion. The record is from RefSeq and is a predicted model, not a curated record. The transcript has 6 exons. Gene Ontology annotation, biological process: mitochondrial respiratory chain complex I assembly. The coding region runs from base 18 to 1034 and encodes 338 amino acids. Gene Ontology annotation, molecular function: S-adenosylmethionine-dependent methyltransferase activity. Lineage: Eukaryota; Metazoa; Arthropoda; Insecta; Diptera; Calliphoridae.